AUUGGAGAGGGAGCGGAGGCGAGAGAUCCGGCAGGCCAAGAAGAAGCAAGAGGAACUUGGUGAGGCGGAGGAGAGGUACAGGCUGGGCGGCGCCCGCUCCACGGCGCAGCCUUGGUACAUGCAGUCGAGGCCGGAGGAACACGAUCACGCUGCUGCAACAGGUUGGUAUUGUGCGGCAGUGUGUACAUGAAAGAAAUUAACUCCGUGCCUUGCAAGGUGGUGGUGGUGGUGGUGCUGCUGCUGCUGCUGGUGACAAGAAGAGGAAGAAGAGCUUGGAGGAGCUGCGAGCUGAAAGGUUGCAGAGAGAGGAGAGGGAGCGAGCCAAGGCACGCAAGCUGCUGCCCUGCACCAGCAGCAGCAGCAGCAGGAAGCACUACAACUCGAGCUUUGGGUUUGGCACGAGAUAAAGCUAGGUUUUGCUUGUUUUAGGGCUCUUGUUACAUCCGCAAUGGAAGAGAGCGUUGCUCCGCUAGUCACCCUUGACACCUCCAUGGGCUCUUUCACUCUGGAGCUCUACCACAAGCACGCUCCCAAGACAUGUCGAAAUUUCAGCGAGCUGGCCAGGCAGGGAUACUACGACCAGGUCAAGUUCCACCGCGUCAUCAAGGAUUUCAUGAUCCAAGGAGGCGACCCCAGUGGCACCGGCAGAGGAGGAGAGUCAAUUUACGGCCGGCAGUUCGAGGACGAGCUAACCCGGGAGCUCAAGCACACUGGAGCGGGUGUUUUAUCCAUGGCCAACUCCGGCCCAAACACCAACGGGAGCCAGUUCUUCAUAACGCUCGCCCCCACGCCGUGGCUCGAUGGCAAGCACACCAUAUUCGGGAGAGUAUGCAAAGGGAUGGAUGUUAUCAAGCGACUGGGAAACGUGCACACUGACAAGAGCGACAGGUUUGGCUUGAGCUUGUCAAGUCUUGCGUUUUCUCAUGCUCGUGCUUACAGGCCUGUUCACGACGUCAAGAUUCUCAAGGCCACCGUCGUGGACUGAAGUGCUCACUCAGAAUGCUGCCCAACCCGCGCCCUUGCUGCUGGUGCCGCCGCUGCUGCUCUUGUUGUUAUUGCUAGCCAAGGAAGGCAAUCCGGCCUGGAGCGCGAGCUCGUUUCCUUAGUUACCACCAGUUUAAAGUUUCAAGGCAAAGACACUUACUUGGA
Molecule: messenger RNA, 1149 nt
Organism: Selaginella moellendorffii
Lineage: Eukaryota; Viridiplantae; Streptophyta; Lycopodiopsida; Selaginellales; Selaginellaceae
Product: peptidyl-prolyl cis-trans isomerase CYP18-2
Exons: 4
Coding region: 449-985 (178 amino acids)
Biological process (GO): protein folding; protein peptidyl-prolyl isomerization
Cellular component (GO): catalytic step 2 spliceosome
Molecular function (GO): peptidyl-prolyl cis-trans isomerase activity
Source: RefSeq, a predicted model, not a curated record